Molecule: messenger RNA, 1824 nt
Organism: Arvicola amphibius (Eurasian water vole)
Lineage: Eukaryota; Metazoa; Chordata; Mammalia; Rodentia; Cricetidae
Gene: Hspa14
Product: heat shock protein family A (Hsp70) member 14
Exons: 15
Coding region: 134-1726 (530 amino acids)
Biological process (GO): cellular response to unfolded protein; protein refolding
Cellular component (GO): ribosome; cytoplasm
Molecular function (GO): heat shock protein binding; ATP hydrolysis activity; ATP-dependent protein folding chaperone
Source: RefSeq, a predicted model, not a curated record
GCAGCAGGCCGGACGCAGUAGGCGGGCGGGAACGUGAAGUCUCCGCAGUGCCUGCUGGGUUUGCUUCGAGGAGGCUAGCGGUGCUUGCUGAAGGAAGGGUCCCUGGUUGAGCUGCUGUGGUCUCCGCCGCCUCAUGGCGGCGAUCGGGGUGCACUUGGGCUGCACAUCGGCCUGUGUGGCUGUCUACAAGGAUGGCCGGGCCGACGUGGUUGCGAACGAUGCGGGGGAUAGAGUCACGCCAGCUAUCGUUGCCUACUCGGAAAAUGAACAGGUUGUUGGUCUGGCAGCAAAACAAAGUAGAGUAAGAAAUAUCUCGAGCACAGUAGUGAAGGUGAAGCAGCUCCUUGGCAGAAGGUCUAUGGUGUUAAUGAAUGCCGGUGCUCCUUUACUCUUGGCCAUUUGUGUCAGUCACAAGCGCGCUGCCGAUCCACAAGCUCAGAAAUACAUCUCGGAGAGUAAAUGUUCAGUCACUGAGAAAAAUGGGAAAUUGCGAUAUGAAAUAGAUACUGGGGAAGAAACAAAAUUUGUUAAUCCGGAAGAUGUUGCCAGACUGAUAUUCAGUAAAAUGAAAGAAACAGCGCAUUCUGCCCUGGGCUCAGAUGCAAAUGAUGUAGUUAUUACCGUCCCAUUUGAUUUUGGAGAAAAGCAAAAAUCUGCUCUGGGGGAAGCAGCUGGAGCCGCUGGAUUUAAUGUGUUGCGACUAAUACAUGAGCCAUCUGCAGCUCUUCUUGCGUAUGGGAUUGGACAAGACUGCCCCACUGGGAAGAGCCAUGUCCUGGUAUUUAAGCUUGGAGGAGCAUCCUUAUCCCUCAGUGUCAUGGAGGUUAACAGUGGGAUGUAUCGCGUUCUUUCAGUGAACAGCAAUGAUAACGUAGGGGGCGCGCAUUUCACAGAAACUUUGGCGCAGUAUCUGGCUUCAGAGUUUCAAAGGUUGUUCAAACAUGAUGUGAGAAGAAAUGCCCGAGCCAUGAUGAAGUUGAUCAACAGUGCUGAAGUGGCCAAACAUUCUUUGUCAACCUUGGGAAGUGCGAAUUGUUUCGUAGAUUCAUUGUAUGAAGGUCAAGAUUUUGAUUGCAAUGUGUCCAGAGCAAGGUUUGAGCUGCUUUGUUCUCCACUUUUCAACAAAUGUAUAGAAGCCGUCCGAGAACUCCUACGUCAGAGUGGAUUCACAGCAGAUGAUAUUAACAAGGUUGUGCUGUGUGGCGGGUCUUCAAGAAUUCCAAGGCUGCAGCAGCUGAUUAAAGAUCUCUUCCCAGCUGUGGAGCUUCUCAACUCCAUCCCUCCAGAUGAGGUCAUCCCUAUUGGUGCAGCCAUAGAAGCUGGGAUUCUUGUUGGGAAAGAGAGCACUUUAGUGGAUGACUCUGUCAUGAUAGAGUGUUCAGCCAAGGAUAUUUUGGUUAAGGGGGUUGAUGAAUCCGGUGCCAACAGAUUCACAGUAGUGUUUCCAUCCGGGACUCCUCUGCCAGCCCGAAGACAGCACACCCUACAAGCCCCUGGCAGCAUAUCUUCCAUUUGCCUUGAACUCUAUGAGUCUGAGGGGAAGAACUCUGCUAAAGAGGAGACUAAGUUUGCACAGGUUGUGCUUCAGGAUUUAGAUAAAAAAGAAAACGGAUUACGUGAUAUAUUAGCUGUUCUUACUAUGAAAAGGGAUGGAUCUUUACAGGUGACAUGCACAGACCAAGAGACUGGAAAAUGUGAAGCCAUCACUGUUGAAGUUGCAUCGUAACUGUUUUAGAUAAACCAAGACUUUUUUAGAACCAUUGUAUCAACAUUAUUUGGUUUUGUGUAUAAGUGACGUUUAUAAUAAAAUGCUUUUUCAAUGAA